Molecule: messenger RNA, 658 nt
Organism: Neopsephotus bourkii (Bourke's parrot)
Lineage: Eukaryota; Metazoa; Chordata; Aves; Psittaciformes; Psittacidae
Gene: ARL16
Product: ADP ribosylation factor like GTPase 16
Exons: 5
Molecular function (GO): GTPase activity; GTP binding
Source: RefSeq, a predicted model, not a curated record
CUCGCGUCUGAUGGCGGGCGCGGGGCGGCCGGUGCCUACGUGCCUGGUGCUGGGGGUGGCCGGCGGCGGGAAGAGCCUGUUGGCGCGGCGACUGCGUCAUAUCCGGCGGGGCGGGGCACCGGGGGGGGUGCCACCGGGGUGGGGGGUCGGGUCCCGUCCCCUUCCCUUCCCCGGUACCGAUCCUUGACCCGCGGCACAGCUGAGCGCCGAGGAGGGGCCCGCCGAGCUGGGCGAGCCCCCGGCCACGCUGCCCACGGUGGGCACCAACCUGACCGACCUACGGCUGCCGCGGACCGUGACGCUGCGGGAGCUGGGCGGCUGCAUGGGCCCCAUCUGGAAGAGCUACUACGAAGAGUGCAGCGCUCUGCUGUUUGUGGUCGAUGCCGCCGACCCGACCCAGGUCUCCUCGUCCUGCGUGCAGCUCCUGGCCGUGCUCUCCGCAGCGCCGCUCGCCGCCGUGCCCGUGCUCAUCCUCUUCAACAAGAUUGACCUGCCCUGCUACAUGUCCGUGACGGAGAUGAAGUCGCUGUUCCGCAUGCAGGACAUCGUGUCCUGUGCCACACAGCCCAUCACGAUUCUGGAGACCAGUGCCCGUGACGGCACCGGCCUGGCCGAGGUCCUGCAGUGGCUUCGGGCCACCCUCGGGGACCCGCGGUGA